AUGUACCGCUGCAUCGGCGCAGGCUGCUGUGGCAGCAUAUGGACGCCCGAUAACGUCGAUUGGGUGGUCAAAUGCGAAGAUGGAGGCAAUCGAGGCCGCUCAGUAGCCAACGACCAGCUCAUGCACCGCCGUGUUAUCGCGGCCGCAACUGAAAGAGACAAGGGAACCUCGGGACUGGAACUGCGCUUUUGCAUACCCAAAUCAAUGGAAAUCAUCGAAGCAGAAGACGAAUGGUGGACUUCCCACCUCAAGCAGUUCCCGAGUGAUCGAACAGCAUGCCGAGCAUACUUCCAGGAGCGCAUCCCCUCCGUUCCAGUGCCCAUCCGCGACAUGCUCAUCGAGCGGUACUGCCCCAAAGCCAUCAAAGUCACCACGAGAGCAAGUCGAGAGAACGAAGAUUGCCUGAUACGCAUCUACACCGGCAAGCGACGACGACAAGGGCGACCUCCGACCUUCUUCAACCUCCGGAAUUACGGACUACAUAUCGACCAGAUGCAUGAGCUAGGCCUCGACACUAACACUGUCGUCCAGGUAUUGGCCGAAGCGUUGGCACACUGCUACUGGCGCGCACAUGUCGAUGCGAACGAUGUCGAGUUCGUUUUCGCGCCAGCAAGCUCGAAGCAUUCAUCGACGCCUACUUUCAUGAUCGCAGGACUGGAGCAGGAGCUUGUUAUCUGGAUCCUGGACUACGACUGCGUGCGGGAUAUGGGGCAGAGCGAAGAAGGUAUUCGGCGAGCAGUGCAUGCGUUCUACCAGAACGACUCGUAUUUUCCGCGGCCGCACUUCUAUGGUCAUACUGAAGACGAUGUACGAUUGUGGAAAAGUUUCAAGGGAUACUUUCUGGAGAUAAGUGAAGCUAUCCUGGGAGAUCGGAAGCUUGCGGAUGAGUGGGUAAGGCUCAUUGAGGAAGAAGGUAGACGGAGAGCUGUAAACAAUACAGCUUGUGAGUGCUCCAUGCAGCCCACAGCGUAG
Molecule: messenger RNA, 972 nt
Organism: Parastagonospora nodorum SN15
Lineage: Eukaryota; Fungi; Ascomycota; Dothideomycetes; Pleosporales; Phaeosphaeriaceae
Exons: 1
Coding region: 1-972 (323 amino acids)
Source: RefSeq, a predicted model, not a curated record